Baudoinia panamericana UAMH 10762 is the source of this 447-nucleotide messenger RNA. RefSeq lists its product as uncharacterized. The record is from RefSeq and is a predicted model, not a curated record. Lineage: Eukaryota; Fungi; Ascomycota; Dothideomycetes; Mycosphaerellales; Teratosphaeriaceae. The coding region runs from base 1 to 447 and encodes 148 amino acids. The transcript has a single exon.
AUGAGUGCAGUUGUCACGAUUGCUGGAUCCGAGUACGGCACUGACCGCCCGCCAAAUGGCCGUACAGGCUCAAAUGCCACCCUGAGGAGCCUGCCGCCAGCAUACUCUCCGCGCGAGGCCGCAGCUGACACUAUGUCAAAUGAACCGGAGACCGCACCAAAUCUUUUGCCGGCUUAUCAUCCUCCUCCAGGCAUACUGUUCGCCAAUUACCGCCCCGAGGCCAAAUCACCGCCGCUGAGACCCGUCCACGCAGCAGCGGCCGAAGCACAAGCUCCACGUGCGCGCAUCGACUUGGUCCAAGCCCGGCGAUCAGAACCUCGGCAACCCUCGCCCUACGCAAGUAUGGUCGGAGCGCUCUUCGUGACCGGACUUCUGGCACUCUUGUUGAUCGGCAUUGCCGCGAGCCCGAGGAAGGACGGUAACAGAAAGUCUAGCGCGGGCAUGUAG